This is a messenger RNA of Betta splendens (Siamese fighting fish), 2206 nucleotides long. RefSeq names its product serine/arginine-rich splicing factor 6-like. Gene Ontology annotation, molecular function: mRNA binding. The transcript has 6 exons. Bases 102 to 1193 code for a protein of 363 amino acids. Gene Ontology annotation, biological process: alternative mRNA splicing, via spliceosome; mRNA splice site recognition. NCBI's taxonomy places the organism in Eukaryota, Metazoa, Chordata, Actinopteri, Anabantiformes, Osphronemidae. The record is from RefSeq and is a predicted model, not a curated record. Gene Ontology annotation, cellular component: cytoplasm; ribonucleoprotein complex; nucleus.
CGCAAGCGCACAUAGUUUCUCGGAGAAGAAGGGAUAGCUAGCUAGCGGUAGUGUUUGCGGCUACAAAGAUCAGUCAAGCACAACACGAUUAGGCGAGAAACAUGCCUCGAGUUUAUAUCGGGCGAUUGAGUUACCAUGUCCGCGAAAAGGACAUUCAGCGAUUUUUCAGUGGAUAUGGAAAACUCAUGGAAAUUGAUUUAAAAAAUGGGUACGGAUUCGUAGAGUUUGAAGACAACCGGGACGCAGAUGAUGCCGUGUAUGAGCUGAACGGGAAGGAGCUCUGCGGGGAGCGCGUGAUCGUCGAACAUGCCCGGGGGCCACGGCGAGAUCGAGAUGGCUACGGUGGGGGUUACUGGGGUGGUGGGCGCAGUAGCGGUUACAGCAGCAGCAGCAGCAGAAGCCGUUCUGGCAGGGAUAAGUAUGGACCCCCUGUUCGUACUGAAUAUCGCUUGAUUGUGGAGAACUUAUCUAGCCGCUGCAGUUGGCAGGACCUUAAGGAUUUUAUGCGCCAGGCAGGAGAAGUGACCUAUGCAGAUGCUCAUAAGGAACACACAAACGAGGGAGUGAUUGAGUUCCGCACCCACUCAGACAUGAAGAGAGCUCUGGAUAAACUGGAUGGUACAGAUAUCAAUGGGCGGAAGAUUCGUCUGGUGGAGGACAGGUCUCGCAAACGAAGGUCCUACUCUGGCAGCCGAUCCAGAUCUCGCAGUCGUCGCCGCUCCCGAAGCAGGAGCCACAGGAGCAGAAGCUCUCAUAGUCGCUCCAGAUCCCGCUCCAGGUCUCGUUCUGGCAGCAACAAGAGACGUAAUUCUCGGUCCAGAUCUGGAGCAAAGUCACGCUCUCGCAGGUCUCGUUCUCGAUCUCAUAAAUCCAAAUCGCGUUCAGGAUCCCGCAAGUCUCGAUCCCGUUCAGCCAAUCGAAAGUCCAAGUCUCGGUCCAAGAGCCGUUCAAAAGUGAAAUCGGAGCGAGACUCUCGCAGCCGAUCCAAGGAGAGGCCUGUGGAGAAAAAGUCUCGCAGUCGUUCAGCUUCACCGGUUGAGAAUGGGAAAGAGGAGCGUGUUGCCAAGUCUGCUUCCCGCUCUCCAUCUCCUCAUGAUGAUUGCCGUUCAAAGUCCAGGGAGAAACGCUCAGCCUCCCGCUCAAAGUCUCGCUCAAGAUCUCGCUCACGGUCUAGAUCAGCUUCUCAGAAUUAGUUUAAUAUGAGAUGGGGUGUUUCUCAUAAUUGGGCUUGAUCCUUAUGCUGUAUAUAAUGAGCAGUGUUGUCAUACUGGCUUGUGCUUCCACACUUGUCUGCUUUUCUCCCACAAAGGCUUGUCAAGGCAGUGACCGAACUACUUUGUAGGAUUCUUAUAGCCUCUAAAUUGCCCAUUUUGACAUCAUAAAUAUCAAAAUUGUGGAUUGCAAGAGGUAAUUAGGUUCAAAUACUUGUGUAAUAAUUUUUUGAACGUUUGUCUAAUUAGCCAUCUACAGCUGAAAAAUGUUAGGAAGUUUUACUAGAACUUAACGGAUAUUUUGGUUUUUCUGUCUCGUUAAAGCUACAUUUGUGGGAGAGAAGUAGUAUUUUUAUUACAGCAAUGGAGCUUUCCCCCCCUUUUAUCUGCAGCCUGAAGAAAUCGUCUAAUUUUGGUACUAUCCUGACAUCUAAGAUGCACGCAAGACCUUGGACUGCAUAAAUUAAAGGGGUUUGUAUUUCAUGUUUAAACGACUUAGUUGGUAACUGGACUAUUGUGAUGGAUUUUAUCUUCUUGUACAUAGACCUUGUAAUUGGCAUCAAAAUCUAAUUAUUCAAACAACUUCUUUUUUUUAUUUUUGGGGGGGAAGACCACAGUCUGGAAUGUUUCUUAGUUUGCUUUACAGAUGUGUUGAGUAGCCCCAGCUUUUUGUUGAUCUUUUUCAUUUGUUCAAAUCAUACCCUAAAAGUGGUCUUCAUUUCGCUUUUUCUUUCGUGUGCGCACACGCAAUGCACGGGUUUGAGAAAUUUCUCGAUCCUGCGCGACAUUAAAUGCAAGUAGCAGCGGUGAUUUGGUACCUAGAGGGUGCAGCCAUUAACACUUUCAAGGGUUUUCUUGUUAGUAACAUCAGCAGACUUGCUGGAUGCAGCCCCUCUUGUGAAACACCCCCUCCCCCCAUGCAGAUAUGUAACACACAAUGUCUGGGUUUUUUUUUUUUUUUUAAUAUGCCUGUUCAAUAAAACUCUUAAUAACUA